CGGGCGCCACUCUCUUUGUCUGACAAGAGAGUCUCGAAGCCUCCGCGGUCCUAGAGGGGCCGCUGGCAGGGACACUUCGCUCGGCGCGCGCAGGUGGAGCCAGUGAGAGGCUCUGAGGCUGCCGGAGUGGUUGUGUCCGUUGCUCGGGUAAGGGGUGAUUCGCUGAGGGGCGCGGACCCGACAGACCCAGGGUCGGGCCCAGGAACCCCGAGAGGAGAGCCUAGCCCCUGGUGGAGGCGGCGCGGCGGAGAUUCGGAGGCGUCAGCAGCUCAGCCUGACGCCCAGGAUCCCACCCCUUGCAAAAGACCAGGCCAUGGAAGCCAUGUUCCCACCAGCCAGGGGGAAGGAGCUGCUCUCGUUUGAGGAUGUGGCGAUGUACUUCACCAGAGAGGAGUGGGGCCACCUCAACUUGGGUCAGAAGGACCUCUACCGAGAUGUGAUGUUGGAGAACUACAGGAACAUGGUCUUGCUGGGAUUUCAGUUUCCCAAACCUGAGGUGAUCUGUCAGCUGGAGAACUGGGACGAGCAGUGGAUCCUGGAUCUACCGAGAGCUGGGAAUAGGAAGGCUUCCGGUAGUGCUUGCCCAGGUUCUGAAGCCAGACACAAGAUGAAAAAGCUAACUCCAAAACAGAAAUUAUCUGAAGAUUUAGAGUCAUAUAAGAUAUCAGUGGUAAUGCAGGAAUCAGCUGAGAAACUUUCAGAAAAGUUACAUAAGUGUAAAGAAUUUGUGGACAGUUGCAGGCUUACUUUCCCUACUAGUGGUGAUGAAUACAGCAGGGGCUUCCUUCAAAACCUUAACCUUAUUCAAGAUCAGAACGCACAAACAAGGUGGAAGCAGGGCAGAUAUGAUGAGGAUGGCAAACCCUUCAAUCAAAGAUCUUUGCUUUUGGGGCACGAGCAAAUUCUCACAAGAGCAAAGUCUUAUGAAUGCAGUGAAUGUGGAAAAGUCAUUAGGCGUAAGGCAUGGUUUGAUCAACAUCAAAGAAUUCACUUUUUAGAGAAUCCUUUUGAGUGUAAGGUCUGUGGGCAAGCCUUCAGACAGCGGUCAGCUCUUACGGUCCAUAAACAGUGUCACCUGCAAAACAAGCCAUACAGAUGUCAUGACUGUGGAAAGUGUUUUCGGCAGCUCGCGUAUCUUGUUGAACAUAAGAGGAUUCACACCAAAGAAAAACCCUAUAAAUGUAGCAAAUGUGAAAAAACGUUUAGUCAGAAUUCAACCCUUAUUCGACAUCAGGUGAUCCACAGUGGAGAAAAACGCCAUAAAUGCCUUGAGUGUGGAAAAGCCUUUGGCCGGCAUUCAACCCUUCUAUGUCAUCAACAGAUUCACAGUAAACCGAACACCCACAAAUGCAGUGAAUGUGGACAGUCCUUUGGUCGGAAUGUGGAUCUCAUUCAGCAUCAAAGAAUCCAUACAAAGGAGGAAUUCUUUCAAUGUGGAGAUUGUGGGAAAACGUUUAGUUUUAAGAGGAAUCUUUUUCGACAUCAGGUCAUUCACACUGGAAGCCAACCCUACCAAUGCAUCAUAUGUGGAAAAUCUUUCAAGUGGCACACAAGCUUUAUUAAGCACCAGGGAACUCACAAAGGACAGAUAUCUACGUGAUAUUAACUGGAAAGCAGUCAUUGGAGGACUAGAACUUACAAACCUCUACUUCAAGUGUGUAUCACGUGAUUGUUUCCAUGAAAAGCAAUAAAUGUAACAAAGGGUUUUUCUAUGGGA
Messenger RNA from Nomascus leucogenys (northern white-cheeked gibbon), 1717 nucleotides. It is a transcript of the gene ZNF789, whose product is annotated as zinc finger protein 789. The record is from RefSeq and is a predicted model, not a curated record. NCBI's taxonomy places the organism in Eukaryota, Metazoa, Chordata, Mammalia, Primates, Hylobatidae. Gene Ontology annotation, biological process: negative regulation of transcription by RNA polymerase II. Gene Ontology annotation, molecular function: DNA-binding transcription repressor activity, RNA polymerase II-specific.